AUGUCAAGUCUUGGCGUUCUUGGGGCCGAUGGCCGAUGUUUUGCAUGGGACAGCCAGGCCAACGGUUACGGUCGCGGUGAGGGAAUCGCUACCCUGCUUCUGAAGCCCCUGCGCGAUGCCUUAGCGGAUGGGGACCCAGUCCAUGCUGUCAUCCGGGAGACCGCAAUCAACCAAGAUGGAAAGACCCCAACAAUCACUUCACCUUCAUCAGAGGCGCAAGAAGAGCUCAUUCGCGCCUGCUAUCGCAGAGCAGGACUGGAUCCCUCUAAGACCCCUUAUGUUGAGGCCCACAUGACGGGAACACCGACUGGCGAUCCGAUAGAGGCUAGUGCGAUCAGUCGGGUAUUCGGCAAGGGUCGGACUGCCGAUAACCCAGUCCUAGUCGGUUCCAUCAAGACGAACCUGGGACACUUGGAGGCUUCAAGUGGAAUUGCUGGAGUCGUGAAAGCCGUUAUGAUGCUGAAGCAUGGCAUCAUCCCACCUAGUUUGAACUACAAAGAGGCGAAUCCGAAGAUUGACAUGGUGGCCCUGAAGGUCAGCGUCCCACUGGUUUCCCAGAACUGGCCUGAGGGUAUGCCACGUCGCGUCUCUGUCAACAACUACGGCUACGGAGGAACCAACGGUCACGUAAUCAUUGACGGUCCAGAUGAGCAUCUCCAUGACUCUCCUGCAACAACAACGAAGACAGAAGAACCCCGGCUUGUCGUUCUCAGCAGCAAGGACUCCACGGUCACGACACAAAUGGUUUCAAACUUGAAGGCCUACUUGGAAAGCCGAAAGUCAACAAGUGCUGCCAUUGACUUUGACAAUCUUGCUUACACAUUCGACACUCGACGCUCGCAUUUCCCCUGGAGAGUUGCCAUCUCGAGUUUGAACUGGCAGCAGGAUUUGAUUGAGGCCCUAGACGAUCCUGUCAAGAAAGCGGUCACACUCGCCAAGGAGCCUCCACGCAUUGGCUUCGUGUUUAACGGCCAAGGAGCACAAUGGCAUGCGAUGGGACGCGAGUUGAUCGCUGUUUAUCCAACUUUCCAGAAAUCUCUUCUCCACGCCGACGUUGUUCUUGGCGACUACGGUGCCGACUGGUCUCUUGUGGAAGAGUUGCAACGAGACGAGAAGUUAACUCGCGUCAACGAGCCCAGAUUAAGUCAGCCUGUCUGUGUUGCGCUGCAGAUCUGCUUGGUAGACCUGCUCAAGACUUGGGGCAUUCGUCCAAGUGCCGUGACGAGUCACUCAAGCGGUGAGAUUGCCGCUGCUUAUGCUGCAAAUGCUCUUACUUUUGAGGAGGCCUUGGGUGUGGCUUACUUCCGUGGUGCCCUGACCGAAAAAUAUCACACUGCUUCUUCAGCACCGGGCGGAAUGAUGGCUGUCGGUCUUGGAUCUAACGAAGCCUGGUCAUAUUUAGCGGAGCAUGGGGUUGACAAGGGCACGGUAACAGUGGCCUGCGUCAACAGCCCUUCAAGCGUUACGCUCUCCGGCGACCUUGAUGCAAUCGAUCGCCUCGAGAAGGACUUCGCAAAUGACCAGAUAUUCGCUCGAAAGCUUAAGGUCAAGUCGGCAUACCACUCCCACCACAUGCUCCCUAUGGCCGACGAAUACCUGAAGGCGUUGAAAGACGUCAUCCAGCCAAAGCUGAAGUGGAACAAAAUUGUCUACUCCUCGCCAGUCACAGGAGGCCUCAUUGAAAGUCCCGAGAAGCUUGGGCCGCAACACUGGGUGAACAACCUUUUGUGGCCGGUGCUUUUCUCACAAUCAUUCGAGAAGAUGUGCGUGGACACUGCCUCUAGCGAAACCAACGUCGAUCUCAUUCUUGAAAUCGGCCCUCAUUCCGCGUUGGCUGGGCCAAUCAGACAAAUCUGCAAGACUCCUUCAUUGAAGAAUAUAAGCUUACCGUAUGCGUCUUGCUUGAUUAGAGGCCAGAACGCGGCGGUUGCUAUGCAGACUGCGGCAGGAUCUCUGUGGUGCAAGGGCUACCCUGUGGAUCUCGCUGCUGUUAAUCGACACAAUCACCAUGAAGCCUACGACGUUAUUGCCGACCUCCCCUCAUACCCCUGGAACCACACCCACAGCUUCUGGCAAGAGUCACGGCUCAAUAUUGCGCAUCGCAACAGGAAACAUGUCCGCCACGAGCUAUUGGGCUCACUGCUUUCCGGGCCAGCAGCGACGAGCCCUACCUGGAGACAUUUCCUCAAGGCUUCCGAGCUGCCGUGGCUUCGGGACCAUUUGGUUCAGUCUGACAUCGUUUACCCGGGUGCUGGUGGCAUUGCGAUGGCGAUUGAGGCUAUGCGGCAACUCUCUGAUGCUGACGUGAACACAAUUGAUGGCUAUUGCCUGAGGGACAUCCAGAUCAGUAACGCACUUGUUAUUCCGGACACGGAGGCCGGAAUUGAGGUCCAACUUUCUCUUCACCCAUGCGACAACAAGAACCUGGAGUCAGGAUGGUACGAGUUCUCGCUCAAGUCGCCCACCACAGAUGGAGAAUCAUGGACUGAGCACAUUCACGGUUACAUCUCACAAAGAAAGAGGACAAAUGCAGUUCUACCGCCGGUACAGGCUUCCAAAAGCCUGUCAAACGGUGUGCAUGACAACGGUCUACGACCUGUCGAGGUUAGCGAGCUCUAUGGUCGUCUCAGGAAAAUGGGACUGGAGCAUGGUCCGACCUUCCAAAACAUGAUCAGCAUUCAAGCACAAGAUUUCGGCUCGAGAUUCCAGUUCCAGGUUGCGGACGUUAGGUUUGCCAGUUCUCACGUACUUCAUCCUACAACAUUGGACUCCAUAUUCCAGGGGGCCUAUGCGGCGCUGUCAUCAGACGCAUACCAGAACUCCAUGGUCAUGCCUCGUGCCAUUGGAGAGAUCUUUGUUUCUCAGUCCCUGUCAUCCUCUCCUGGGAGCCAGUUCCAGUCUCUUGCGACCGUGGACAAGCAGGACCGAUCAGGAUUCCGCUCCACCAUUACCACUUCCGACCCACAACAUACUGACACGACACUUUUGGAGGUCAAGGGGCUCUUCUGCCAGGCCGUUGGCGGCGUGAAUAACACCGACGCAUCAGAGAAUGCCACCAAGCUCUUGUUCAAGAUGUUGUGGCAUCCUGAUAUGACGCUGAUGCCUACUGAGACAAUUGUGCGGCCCUUGAGAUUCGAAGUUGGCGCACAGGAACUGUCGGUCAAUAAGAAGCUCGUCCGGGCUGCUUGGCACUUCAUCCAGGACGCCAUCCAGGACUUGAGCUCAGAUGAACAGGCUCUCGCCGACAUGGAGUGGUACCAUAAGUCCCUGUACAAUUGGAUGCAGUCCAACUAUGAGGCUGGUCUCGUAGGCAGUCUUGCUCGUGGCAGCGCCUCCUGGGCUAAGGCAAGCAAGGGAAUGAAACACAUGCUCUUCGACGAAGUUGCCUCUCAGAGCGUCAAUGGCCGCCUUCUGUGCCGUAUUGGAAGAAAUCUGUCUCAGAUCCUCCGGAAGCAGGUGGCUCCUCUCGAAGUCAUGAUGGAAGGCAACCUCCUAUAUGAGUUCUAUGAGAAGGCUCUGCGUUGCAACCGUUCCUACGCGCAGGUCCAGAAGUUAGUGCAUCUAUACUCCAUGAAGAACCCGCGAGCCAAGGUUCUUGAGAUCGGAGGUGGUACCGGUGGGUGCACAGGAUCCGUCCUCAAGGGAUUGACUGAGGACACCCCAGACGGCAGAUACCGCUUGUCGUCCUACACCUUCACCGACGUGUCUGCCGGCUUUUUCGAAGCAGCCGCGAAGCAGUUUGGCGAGUAUGGUGAUAUGAUCAGCUACAAGAAGCUGGACAUUGAGGCCGACCCCACCGAGCAAUCCUUCACGCCUGGCUCAUAUGACCUCAUCAUCGCCUGCCAGGUUCUUCACGCCACAAAGAAUAUGGAAAAGACGAUGAAGAACGUUUGUUCUCUGCUCAAGCCUGGCGGAAAGCUCAUUUUGGUGGAGACCACCAAGGAUACUCUGGACGUCCAGCUGAUCUUUGGCGCAUUGCCAGGCUGGUGGCUUGCAGAAGAGUCCGAACGGAAGGGUGGCCCCAAUCUCACAGUCGACCACUGGAGCAGGGUCUUGAAGGCAAGCGGCUUUUCCGGGAUUGACUUGGAGGUGCGCGACAUGGAAGACGAGGCAAAUUACUCCUUCAGCGUCAUUACUUCAACCGCCGCCGCGCCGACUUCUUAUCCUUCAGAAGUCACCAUUCUUUCGCCCUCAGAGAAGGCACCCGCCCCUUGGCUACAGAGCCUUCAGAGCAGCAUUCAACGUAACAUUGGAGCUUCUACUACCGUAGAGGAUUGGAAGAAGGUGGAUGCCACGAACAAAGUUUGCAUCAUGCUCGUCGAGAUGGUUGCGCCUCUCUUGAGUCGCCUGACGAAGGACGAGUUUGCGAGUAUACAGCGUCUGCUGACGACCGCUCGGGGUGUUCUCUGGGUCACAAGGGCUAGUCUCAUCAAGGGCCUGGAUCCCGACAUGGCCAUGCACUCUGGUCUUCUAAGAACUCUGCGGAUGGAAGACGCCGGAAGGCGCUACGUCUCCCUUGACCUUGACACCAAGGAUCCGGUGUGGUCGGAGAGGAAUGUGGACUUCAUCGCCGAUGUCUUUGCGACUUCAUUCGACUUUUCACAAAGUUCAAAAGACAUUGACUGCGAAUAUGCCGUUGACAAAUCACUCGUUCAUGUCUCCCGCAUCUACAAUGACGACAACGAGAACAAGGCAUUCGCUCCCGAAGGCAGUGAACCUGAGCCAGAGAUCAGAGAAUUUGAUGCCAAGGACUCCAAGUUCGAUCUUCAGAUGGAGGUUGGCACGGCUGGAUUACUCGACACCCUGCGCUUCCGGGAAGUCGAGCGUGAUGAAUCCGCUCUUGGCGCAGAACAGAUUGAGAUCGAGCCACGCGCGUUCGGCUUGAACUUCAGAGACGUCUUGGUUGCUCUAGGUCAGCUUGAUGAAACCAUCAUGGGCUAUGAGUGCAGCGGCAUUGUCACUAGACUUGGUCCUGACGCUCAGAGAGACAGUGGUCUGAAGGUUGGUGACCGUGUCUGCGCUAUCCUUCGCGGACACUGGGCGACAAGAGUAACCAUCAACUGGCCAUGUGCUGUUCGCAUCCCUGACAACAUGUCAUUCGAAGAAGCCGCCACCAUUCCAAUGGUAUUCGCGACAGCCUACUAUGGCUUGUAUGACAUCGGCAGGCUUACCAGGGGCGACAACGUUCUCAUCCAUGCUGCUACCGGUGGAGUCGGGCAGGCCGCAGUGAUGCUGGCUCAACAUCGCGAUGCCAACGUCUUCGUCACCGUCGGCACCGAAGCCAAGCGUGACUUUGUUAUGAGAGAGUUUGGGAUCCCAAGAGAUCACAUAUUCUCCAGCCGAGAUACCUCGUUCGGACCUGCACUUAUGGCGGCCACCAACGGCAAAGGCGCUGAUGUUGUUCUCAACUCCCUCUCGGGCGCACUGCUCAAAGAGACUUGGGACUGCAUGGCACGUUUUGGACGUUUUGUCGAGAUUGGCAAGCGCGAUAUGGAGGCUGCAAAGCACCUCGAUAUGAGCCCUCUGCGUCGCGCCGUUUCGUUUGCUGCUGUUGAUCUCUUCCAACUGGGCAAAUACAAGGGGCAAGCGGUCCAAGACGUCCUGCAAGGCGUCAUGGAGAUGUUCGGGAAUGGACAGCUUCGAGUAGUGGCACCAAUGACAACUUAUCCCAUCUCGGAGGUCGACAAGGCGUUCAGGUUGAUGCAGAGCGGCAAGCACUUGGGCAAGAUUGUUGUAACACCCAAGAAGACAGAUCUUAUCAAGGUAAUUUCGUCCCCUCAGCCCGCCCGUCUUUCACCGAAUGCGACGUACGUUAUUGUGGGUGGCAUGGGAGGGAUUGGACAAUCCAUCGCACGGUGGAUGGCCCGCAGCCUUGGCUGCAAGAAUCUCAUUAUCCUCUCUCGCAGCGCCAAGACCCAUCCAGACAGUGAGGAUCUCAUAUCCGAUCUGAAAGCCACGGGGUGCAAUGCCUUCUUGGGGAAUUGCGACGUAUCGAACGAGGCGGAGCUCCGCAGAGUCUUGGACCAAGCUAGCCAAAGUCUCCCGCCGGUUCGUGGCGUGAUCCAGGCGGCAAUGACCCUCAACGACUCUAUUUUCCCCAAUAUGACGUACGACCAAUGGCUUGCUGCAACUGGCCCCAAGGUCGCGGCCACGUGGAACAUCCACAAUAACCUUCCCAACCUUGACUUCUUCAUCAUGCUGUCAUCCUUGACUGGCCUGGGCGGGAAUACGAGCCAAGCGAACUACUCCGCUGGCGGAACAUUCCAAGACGCCUUUGCUAAGUUCCGGACUUCUCAGUCUCUGCCUGCGGUGUCGGUUGACCUGGCCAGCAUCCAAGAGGUCGGAUUUGUUGCCAAUACCGAGGGUGUCGCGGAACGUUUGACCAAAACUGGUCUUGCCGACAUAAGCGAGGCACAAAUGCUCAAGAUUGUUGAGACGGCCAUCCAACACCCUCUUCGCCAGGUCGACCUCAGCCAACUUAUCACGGGCAUCCUAGAGUUCGACGAGGCAUCAACGGUUGCGUGGGUCAACGACAGGCGAUUCACGGCUGCCCAAGUUACUCGCAACGCACAUGGCGGUCCACGUGGACGAGGUGAUCAGCAAAGUCAAGCGACGGCCCGCCUCUCGGACUCUCUGCAGUCUGCCACGAGCGGCACCGGUGCUGUGGUCCUCAUCCUCGACGCCAUCAUCUCAAAGUUGGGCGAGAUGUUCGGAUUGGACGCUGCGGAGAUUGACAAGAAGUAUCCCGUGUCCAAGUACGGCGUCGACUCGCUCAUUGCGGUAGAGCUCAGAAACUGGCUCGUAUCUAGUGCGGGAGCCGAGACGACAAGCAUUUUUGACGUGCUUCACAGCCCGAGCUUGAGCGUAUUGGCUGAGAAAAUUGGAGAAAAGAGUCGUUAUGUUUCCACGCUUGUGAAGGCAGCAUAG
Molecule: messenger RNA, 6927 nt
Organism: Colletotrichum chrysophilum
Lineage: Eukaryota; Fungi; Ascomycota; Sordariomycetes; Glomerellales; Glomerellaceae
Product: putative PKS/NRPS-like protein biosynthetic cluster
Exons: 4
Coding region: 1-6927 (2308 amino acids)
Biological process (GO): fatty acid biosynthetic process; secondary metabolite biosynthetic process
Molecular function (GO): oxidoreductase activity; fatty acid synthase activity; phosphopantetheine binding
Source: RefSeq, a predicted model, not a curated record